Messenger RNA from Alternaria arborescens, 1479 nucleotides. RefSeq lists its product as hypothetical. Gene Ontology annotation, biological process: regulation of gene expression. Bases 1 to 1479 code for a protein of 492 amino acids. Gene Ontology annotation, cellular component: nucleus. Gene Ontology annotation, molecular function: protein binding. The record is from RefSeq and is a predicted model, not a curated record. NCBI's taxonomy places the organism in Eukaryota, Fungi, Ascomycota, Dothideomycetes, Pleosporales, Pleosporaceae. The transcript is spliced from 6 exons.
AUGAGCGACCUGAGAGAACGUCUCGCGCGAUUGGGACUGUCCCAAUACCACGAAGUGUUCACGGCCGAAGGCUUCGACACAUGGGAGACUGUGCUCGACAUAACAGAAUCCGACUUAAGUUCCCUAAACGUCAAGCUUGGACAUCGUAGAAAACUUCAGCGGGCCAUCGCCGAAUCGCGCGGGCAGUCUUCUGAUCGGCCCUUACCCAUCAGUCUUGCACGAGCUGGAAGCACUGCCGGCUCAUACCGCAGUGACGACUCAGGGCCAGAGGCCAAAGCCAAGCAGCCAGACUCUACCAACACUGCGCCCGGCGGCACAGGCGCAAAGCGAAAGUACCGGCGACACCCAAAGCCUGACGAACAUGCCCCCGAACGCCCACCAUCGGCUUACGUCAUCUUCUCAAACCAGGUGCGAGAGUCACUGAAGGGACAAGAUCUUUCCUUCACCGAGAUUGCCAAGGUGGUCGGUGAGAAAUGGCAGGUCUUGCCCGCCGAGGAACGCGAAGGCUGCGAACGACAAGCCAAUGGUGCAAAAGAGAAGUACUAUGCGGAACUGGCCGAGUACAAGAAGACGCCAAACUACGAGGCUUACCAGAAGUACCUUGAAGACUUUAAGGCGAAGCACUCGGUGCCUACUAAAGGCAAACGUUCGAAACUGGAGUCCGAAACCAGUACUUCAACACGAGGAGGCAGCUAUGAACAGAACGACCAAGCCACAAAUCGAGCAUUAAGUACUAUCCAGUCAGAUGCCCAAACAACACCGCAGCAGAAACCGGAUCCCAUCCCGCUCAUUGGCUCUUCACGACUUCCAGCUGGUCCAGUUUAUUCCUCAACCUCAACGUCGCCGGCCAACCGCCCCCUUUCUGGCUUUACCUCUCCGCGCUCAGGCGAACAAUUCUCCCCUACUUCUGCCUCUCCACGGACCACUGGCAUGCAAAGAGAUGGUGCUUUUGAUUCAUCAGUACCUAACCCCAUUCGGGACCCAAGGAUUCCUUUUGAUGCCAACCCAUAUCAUCAACCUUCUGCGUACAAUCUGGAUCUCCACCAGAAAAUCGCAUCCACACCACCGCCUUCAUAUCCUCACUCAGCUCACUACCAGGCGCCCAUCGACCUGCUUUCUCGUAGGACUCCGCGGGAAUCCGCGCGUCUUCCCCCUCUCAGCCACGAAGACACGACACUAUCAUCCGAGAGCGGUCAUAGCACGCAAGGAUCCACAGGGUAUCCCAUGACAGUUUACCCUGGGCAGACAUUACCUGCAGACCCGAGCAAAACGAUGCGCAUGCUUCCCCAACCGGUGCCUAGUAUGGGACCACUAGCUUCUCCAUUGGACCGGCCGAUGCCACCGAUGCCUUCGUCCCACCUCUCACAUAAUUCCCAUGAUUAUCGAAAUCAGGGAUCACUCGCCGUCCUUGUAAGAGCAGGAGAAAUAGCAUCAAGAGCAGCGGAUGACGACGUGAUGGAAACCGAAGGUUCGCCUUGA